GAGGUCUACACGGCGUCCUUCCUGGGCAUCGACUUCAGGGGAGGUAUGAUGCAGGUAGACUGCCUGGACGAGUCGUCCGCCGACUGGCUGAGGGAACACGCUCCAAAGCUGGGAAGCUGGACGGGCCCUGUCCUCUGCGCGAAGAGGGUGGAAGAUGUGCCAAUCAUGCACAGCAUGACAAUGUUCCUCCCUCGGAGCGGGGACAGGACCUACGAGUACGCCUUGAGCCUGGUGAGGAACCAGAACCGGGGACUCAGUAUCUCGGCCUGGUGUGUUGCCGGCAGCAAAAAGGAGAAGCUAGGUGACAUGGAAGGAUGGAGGUUACACUUAUACAUAGACGACGAGUCGUAUAAGUAUGUCCGGGCCGCGAGCUUCCGCCUGUUCUACAGGUACAGCACGGUCGUCAUGCGACCCUACAAGCCUGCUGACACCGGGAGCAAGGAAGCCAAAACGCCUGCGACUCCACAGGACAAGGGCGUCGAUAACCAGGCAGUGCCGGAGUCCGCCCCGGAGGAAACAAGGAUGGAGGUGGACGAGUUGUCGGAGCAGCCCUGCGGGAGCAGGUCUGGACAGGCAGUGCCAGCAACGACCACUGACGUCCCCGAACAUGGCCGGAACACGGAGCUACCCUCAACGCAGGAGCUCCUAGACGGAUUUGGAGGCCCAAUGGACAGCAGUGCGGUUGACGGCGGGGUAGAGGAUCUCUCUUUCCUCGAGCCCAUUUUAUGAUGGCCGACAACAUGGAAAUUGCCCAAGUGAACCUGCAUCAUGCGGCGGCAGCCUCAGCUGUCAUAACAAGCAGGUUCACUGCGGAGAAACUGGGCACACUGCUGAUCCAAGAGCCUUGGGUCUAUAAAGGAGAGGUAAAGGGCCUCAAGACGGAGGCAAACAAGGUAAUCUGGGACCUCUCUAGCGAGAGGCCUAGGACGUGUAUAGUUGUCAGAAGCAAUAUUGAUUUCUUUUGCAUUUCAGAGUUUCUGACGCAGGAUUUGGUGGCGGUGCAGGCUAGGGAUACUGACGGCAAAGACUUCGUCCUGGCCUCAGCAUACUUUCCGGGAGAGGCGGCAACGGCCCCCCCGGAGGCGGUGGAAAGGCUGGUAGAGCACUGCAGACUGCACAAGCUCCCCCUUAUCAUCGGUUGCGAUGCGAACGCUCACCAUACGGAAUGGGGCAGCACCGACUGCAACGUGAGAGGUGAGUCCCUGUUAGAAUAUGUAGUAGGCAGUAAUUUAGCGAUAGAGAAUGUAGGGUGUGAACCCACAUUCAUAACUAUAAGCAGGAGGGAAGUGUUGGACAUCACCCUCAGUAAUGAACCUGCAACCGGACUGGUCUCGCAGUGGAGAGUCUCAACGGAGCCCUCCCUGUCGGACCAUAGAAUUGUAAGGUUUGCGCUGAGGGCAGGGGUCAAGCUAUUCCCUCCUAGACGCAACCCUCGAAGGACCAAUUGGAGUGCCUUCAGGGAGAGGCUAGAUGAGGGAUUGAAGAGGGUGGGGCAGACUGACAGCAGCGCCACGGGCCCGGGAAUGGAGAGCAGAUUGACCGCGCUUAACGGGUCCAUCAUUAACGCGUACAAUGACAGCUGCCCCUUAGGAGUACCCACAGACAGGCGCAAUUGCUCCUGGUGGACAAGGAAACUCGCAGACCUAAGGAAGAAGGUACACGGCCUAUUUAACAAGGCUAAACGUGCAGGCGUCUGGGAAGAGCAACCUGACACUGUACAAUAA
Molecule: messenger RNA, 1724 nt
Organism: Bactrocera neohumeralis
Lineage: Eukaryota; Metazoa; Arthropoda; Insecta; Diptera; Tephritidae
Exons: 1
Coding region: 726-1724 (332 amino acids)
Molecular function (GO): catalytic activity
Source: RefSeq, a predicted model, not a curated record